GUCACGCUGUUGGGGUUUGGUUCCAGAGUCUUGGAGUCCCCCUUCUCUUUCGCAGUCAGCGCCGAUCGAGUCGCCCCAGCGCCUCUCCUCCCACGCCUCUCUCACAAGGUCACCAUGCCCCUUGGGGGUCAAAACAAGCUGCACCCCGCGGUGACGAGGAGUCGAUCCUUCCAUGGGUUCAGGGGUCAGCAGGACUCCACGGGCAGGUCCCGCGUGUCCUCGUGUCGCUCCCCGGAGCGCGCGCGCCGCGGGAUUGGCUCCCCCGGCUCCGCACCCCCGGCCACGCCCCCUCGCGCCGCUCAGCCGCAGCUGUUCCGCACGACGCUGGGAGCACUGCGCUCCGGACUGCAGGAGUACCUCACCUGGUACCAAGCACAGCAUCGUGACCUCACCAUUGCCAUCAACAGCACCAAGAGAGACUCCCGCCUGGGAAUGCUGUACGAGCUGGACAAGCAAAUUAAAGCCAACGAGCGAAGCCUACGGCGGCUGGAGUUUCACAUGAGCAAGGUGGAGGCGCUGCAGGAGGAGCACACCGUGCAGACGCGUCUCCACGCCGGCGCCGAGAACCUGACCAGGGCGUUGGCGUGCUCCCCCUCGACCCGCGGGGCGCGCGACGCCCUCGCGCACGCCCAGCGCAGCGCCCGCGAGUGCUGCGAGACCAUGGCUCAGCUUGAAGGCCAAAUGGAGAACUUCCUGGGAGAAUUCCACGUGAAGAUUCUAGGCCUCGUGGGCUUCGCGCGACUCUGCCCCAAGGACACUUACGAGGUGUCGCUGCGUCACGGGAGGCAGAGGUGGAAGGUGCGCGGGAGGAUCGGGGCCGAGGGCGAGCAGUGCUGGUCGAGCGACGGCACCGUGCUGCUGCCGCUCAUCGGCGAGCCGAUCGUCGUCAAGGUGGUGGAACUGAAGGGGUUGGUGACGCAGACGCUGGUGGGGCAGGUGAGCCUGGAGCCCACAGAGCUCUACCGCAAAGACGAGCAGCAGCUGGAGAUUAACAUCAACCCGCUGGGCACCGUGAAGCUGCAGCUGCUCGUCAGCUGGCUAGCGUUGGAGCGCGAGGAGCCGCUGUCUCGCCUCGGCUCCGUGAGCGGCCACCGCCGCACCCCCAGCGCCUCCUCGUCGCACCGGACGGUGCCCGGCUCCCCCAGCACGCCCAGCACGCCCGACCAAGCCUUCUUUGAGGAGUUCUACCCGACGGACGAUGCCUCCUCCGUGUUCUCCGACUCGCUGGACAGCCCCGCGCCGUCGCUCGGCUCGUCCCGCCACCCGUCCUCGCCGCGCGACCCCUCCUCGCCCCCGUGGUCCCCCACGAAGCCGGCUCGCCCGCCGUCCGCGGUCACGACCGCUCGCAAGACGCUUCCCUUCUCCGGGCCGGCGUCGCCCGGGCGCCGGGAAGCCCCGGCGGGCGACGCAUCCGUAGCGGUCGUCCAGGGCGUCGCCCGUCCGCCGCGGACGACCGGGGGCGGCCGCGCGGGGCCCGCGCGGGGAUGCGGCACGGCGUGCGAGGAGGGGUCGGCCGCGGUCGACUGCGCGGCGACGGGGCCGGGCCUGGACGAGGCCGCGAGGGAGCUGAGCGUCGCGCUGGAGGCCCGCUCGACCCGACACGGCCUGGAGGACUUGGAGGAGAUGGCGACGGCGUUUCUCUCCCUCCUGGACGCCACACAGAAGGGCCGAUUUCUGAAGAGCCACGAGUCGAGCGGGAGUCUCACGGUGGAGAGCGCCUUGGGCAGCUUCGACUUCCUGGACAUCUCUGAUGGAGAGCGGUCCGAGUGCGGGGACAACCGAGGGCCUCACGAGAAGCGCCGCAGCUCGAUCAGCGGCGGCCUGGGUGGCGGCGGCGGCGGCGGCAGCGGCAGCGGCACCACCGAGGACGUGGGCAUGGGCGCGAGCCGCGAGCCCAGCCCCGUCCCCGUGACGACCGGCGACGAGCUCCUGGACGCGGCGCUGGCGGAGCACCUGCGCGCGUGCCUGCGGCUCCUCCUGAGGCUGGAACUGUGCCGGCAGCUGGGCUACAACGAGGACCCCGUGGUCCGCAAGCUGCUCGCCCAGGCGCCGGUGCUGAGGAAGGUGGCCGAGCUCAGCGGGCGCGACGGCACGCGCCCCGCCACGCAGGCCGCCCACGUUUACCCGGAGCUCAAGGCCAGGCCGUGGCUGCUGUCAUUCUGGGACGACUGCUGCUGCUGCGACUCUGGACGCUGCCUCUACCUCAUCCCCACGGAGCGGCUCCUCCGCCGGCUGGACAAGCCCGCGGGAAGCGGGGCAGCGUGCAGGGACGCUGUGGCCUACAUGGUGGACGGUUUGGCCUGCGCGGCACCACGGCCCGGCCUCCUCAGCCUCUUCCAGUACGCGGAGGCCUUCCUGCAGGGCUGCCACACGGUCGCCCUGGAGGCCCAGAUCCAGCGCCUCACCUCCCUCCGCGGGGCGAACGACAGCAGCACCGCUGACAGCGACGGCUCCGUCUAGACGGAACUACGCGGGAACCCCGCCGUCAAGCGCCGCGGCCGACGAGAAGGCGACGCGGCGAGCCGCGCGGAGCGACCCGCAUGGGGGGGCCACGCUCUCCGCUCCGGCUCCGCGGCCGAUAUGACGGGGGGCCGCCGCCAUCGCGAUCAGCUUCGGCCGCGGCCGAUCCGCUGCCGGGUGACGGCCUCCCCACGCCGCAGCCUCUCCCGGUCUCACGAGGCAGCGGCCCGCCCCCACGGCGCCCGCUCGCGUGAGCUGAGUUCCAGGACUUCGCCGUCUCGUUUCGCCCCGGGCCUCGCCGCUCCGCCGAUCUCAACGCAGCGCCCGGGCGAUCGCUCCGGUCGCUCGCAGACGUGGGUCGAGGUUAGGGGAACGCGCGCGCGUGGGCCGCGGGGCGACACGCGUCCGUCAUGUGUGGGCUAAGCUUGUCCGGACGACAACCACCGCCGAUUUUUCCCGCGAUAUAGUACUUAUUUUAUCCCCCCCGCCCCCCACCCACUUUGCAAUCUCCCGGUUUCUGCGAGCAGCUUGCUAUGCCGCUGACCCAACUGCCCCCGCGAGCUCGUCGGCAGCACUGAUCGUGCACCGGAGGGGAAUGUGUUCAAUCUGGCAAAACGCCUUUUCCGAUUUGAGCGCGACUCAGCCAUCGCAAGGGGCUCUCGCGCGGUCCCGGGGAGUGGCCUCCACGUGCCCGCGUUGAGGUUGCGCCGGCAAAUUGCGUUUGAAGAGCUCGCGCGGUUCAAGUCCCAGCGACCCCUUCGCCCGCACGGUGAACGGGACUGCGCGCGCCAUCCGCUAGGCGACGCUUUUCCACGGGCGCAUCCGAGCCGCGCCGAGACCGCGUGGCGCGCUUCAGGGAAAACGCGCGUUGCUUUUCCACCGCACGAGCCCCGGGGUCCAUGCCGUUGACGUCCCGCGCCGACGACUGCACGGCGUUGGUCGAGUUGCGUGUGCGGGCGACUUUUGACGAACGGAAGGCUUCGCGAGCCCCACCCCUGUCCCUGCUUGGCCCCGAGCCAGAUUCAGACGUCCCCUUUUGCGGAGCCAGCCGUAGCGGCGGCUUGAUUUCCCGGCUAAGUAAAAUACCAGUGGGAAAACCACCCGUAAGCGUGCUAGCCUCGACCUGCUGGCACGGCUGAGAUGUGCCAGCCAGAUGUAAAUGGAGUGGAGGAGGUGAGCUGGGUGAGGGGUGUGGACCCAGUCUCAUCGUUCCUGGCCUCCGCAGUGUGUGUGGCACUGGGAGUGCCAACAUCGGUUUAUUUAGUUACUGUACUGCACUCUGCAUACCAAAUGAUAGCGCGGGUCUUGAUAGGUAUGUACGUACGCACGUCUAAAUAGGUAUACCACUACUCUUUAGUUGUUUUCAUUUAUUUUAUUUUACCUACGUGACUUUACCAAAAAAAACAAAGAGUAUGAAUCCUUGCAGUCACGAAAGCUUCAAAUCUAGGUAUACCACUGUUUCUGAAAAAAGUAUAUGUCUGACGAGGCUUGUUAGUGUGAUGCUGGAUGUCACGUGUCACUGGACAGGUGUGCGAUGCAAUGUGGAGAGUGGUGGUGCAGCGGUUAGCAUGCCGCAAACCCGGCGUCCAGAGUUCGAUUCCCGCUCACGGCCAACACCGGUGACGAUUAUCCAAACCGGUCCUGGGCCUCC
Petromyzon marinus (sea lamprey) is the source of this 4111-nucleotide messenger RNA. The record is from RefSeq and is a predicted model, not a curated record. NCBI's taxonomy places the organism in Eukaryota, Metazoa, Chordata, Hyperoartia, Petromyzontiformes, Petromyzontidae.